CUGAAAUUAGCAGUUUCGUCUGGAGACCAAAAUAUUGCCACGGUCACGUGACAAGGGUAAAUUCAAUUUUCACUGUACUGGAAGCGGUUUGAGAAUUGUUGCAGUGGGUGUUUGCUCAGGUCAUUCAGUCUCCCACGAUGGACUCCGACAUACUGAAUAUAGAGGAGAUAGUGAUGGGGAGAGGGCCACCGGAUCCCCCUGCAGAACUAAUUACUGAGAAACCAGUGGAACCCUACAAACCAAUCUCGUCGUUCAAAGCACCGCCUCCACCCACCAUUCAACCAUACCAACACGAGAACCUGCAGUGUUUUCAAUGCUUCAUCACCUUCUGUAAUUCCAAAGCCAAGGAAAGGCACAUGAAGAAGAGCCAUCGCGAGGAGUACAAGCAGCAGCUCCAGCAGGGAGAUACUCUGUUCACCUGCUAUGUUUGUGACCGUACCUUUCCGUCUUCGGAGGAGCUGACCCAGCAUCAGGGCUCGCACAACAAGGAAGACAAGCCUUUCAAGUGCCCCCAUUGCCAGGAGAGCUUUCGCACCUUCUCUGAGCUGACAACACACAGGAGGCAGGUCUGCCCGGAGAGGGUCUUUCAGUGUAAGGACUGCACCGAGACCUUCCGCAGCCCCGCACUGCUUCGUACCCACCGCCUGGCUCUGCACCCCCGCCCAGCUCAGCUGCCCCGCGCCGAGGCAGAAAGGCAGUUUAUGUGUAAGGACUGCAAUGAGACCUUCCGCACUCCCGCCCUCUUCCGUACCCACCGCCUGGCCCAGCAUCCCCUGUCAGAGGCCGAGGCGGAAGAGCCCGACGACCCCACCAAGACCCACCGCUGCGGGAAGUGCAACAGGGGCUUUGAGAUGGAGUCUGAGCUAGUAAUGCACCAGGAGAACCACGCUGGUGACCAGCACUGCAACGGCAGUGCCUCGCCGGCCAAGAAGCGUGGACGGCCCGCAAAAGCAGAGGACACAAUGGUGGGGGAGAAGAAAGGGAAGAGGAGAAAGAAGAAGGACGAGGGAGAUGGAGCCGAGGAGGCCGAGACUGUAAAUAGCACGGAGGAGGCUGCAGAUGCUCCGGCGGAGGUCAAGGGGAAGGCAGCGGGGAGCGGAGGCAGGCGGGGUCGUCCGAAAGGAGCAACAGGCAAGGAGGCCAAGCCGCACCAGACAGAAGCCUCCGUGGAGGAGAAGAAACCCAAAGCAGCUGUCACUGCGCCUAAGCAGCAUCCCUGCACUGAGUGUGAGCUCACAUUCCCAGCCCUGGCCCAGCUCCGUGUCCACAAGAAGGAAAAGCAUGCCCCGCGUAAGGCCCACCCCUGUGAGGAGUGCGAGGAAAGCUUUGCCCGUCCCGAGCAGCUAGAGGCCCACAAGAACCGGGCCCACACCAAAGGGCGUUAUGCCUGCCCUACCUGUGGCAAAAGCUUUGGCCGAGAGAGCAAUCUGAAGGCCCACCAGCAGAGUAGCCACCAGGAGGAGGAGGAGAAGAAGGAGGAGGUGGCGGGCCGCAGCCGGAGAUAAUUUUGAAUUGGGAAAGGGGGGGGGGGGUUCUGUAAAGGGAUUGGGCAGGGGAUCAGAAGGAUCAGAGAUUUUAAUGAAUUUGAAUUUGGUCAAGGGCUUUUGUUAUUGAUUUGAGGUUGGGCAUGAUGUCGGUCAUGGGUUUGGAGUGUUUUUUAGAAUGUGAUACCGGCAGGUAAGUCAUUUUUAGCAGGAUUUUAGGUGCAGAUAUAAGCUGAGGUGUCACACUGAUUGCUCAGCAUUUGCCAGUUUUUUGAUUGUGUUAGGCUAUUCAAGGCACAUCACGCUUGAAAUAAGACUAACUAACCAAACGAUGUAAGCAUUUGUUGAACCCAUCUGUCAUACUCUUGUCUUUUCUAAAAACAAUAACAACGACUUUUGGGUAUCAUGUUUGUUCCCUCUUAUGUUUUGAUUCAUUUCUUUUAGAUGAUUAUCAAUUUAAUGUUAUUGUUUUUACUUUAUUUUUUAGAGGUCGUUGUAUGAAGGGGUGUGUGUAAAAUAUGCUGUCAGACACAGGGCUUUUGUUUGUUUUAUGAUUUUGAUAUUGUGGAGUAUGUUUUCUGUAGUAGCCGAUUAAAUGCAACCUUGUGUAUUUUGUAAAACCGGUUGGAGAUAUCUGCUAUUCAAAAGAGAUCAUUGUGGAAAGUAAAAAAAAAAAA
Messenger RNA from Esox lucius (northern pike), 2161 nucleotides. RefSeq names its product zinc finger protein 576, tandem duplicate 2 (gene znf576.2). The transcript is spliced from 5 exons. Gene Ontology annotation, cellular component: nucleus. Lineage: Eukaryota; Metazoa; Chordata; Actinopteri; Esociformes; Esocidae. The record is from RefSeq and is a predicted model, not a curated record. Gene Ontology annotation, molecular function: RNA polymerase II transcription regulatory region sequence-specific DNA binding; DNA-binding transcription factor activity, RNA polymerase II-specific. Bases 138 to 1505 code for a protein of 455 amino acids. Gene Ontology annotation, biological process: regulation of transcription by RNA polymerase II.